Fragaria vesca subsp. vesca is the source of this 2267-nucleotide messenger RNA. RefSeq names its product threonine--tRNA ligase-like. The record is from RefSeq and is a predicted model, not a curated record. Gene Ontology annotation, cellular component: chloroplast stroma; mitochondrion; cytoplasm. The coding region runs from base 56 to 2059 and encodes 667 amino acids. Gene Ontology annotation, biological process: threonyl-tRNA aminoacylation. Lineage: Eukaryota; Viridiplantae; Streptophyta; Magnoliopsida; Rosales; Rosaceae. Gene Ontology annotation, molecular function: ATP binding; threonine-tRNA ligase activity. The transcript is spliced from 7 exons.
ACAGUGAGUCAGUCAGUCACUCAUCUUAUACUCCCUGGUCUUCUUCCCAAUCCAGAUGUUGAUUCUUCAAAGAAUGGCCACCACGUCCUCUUCUCUCCUCUCAUCCCCUCUCCUAAAGCCCUCUUCUUUCCUCUCCCCUCUUAAACGCUGCGUUUCCCAACCCACCUCCGACUUUCGCGCCUUCGCCUUUUCCCGAAAUGGGCUCUCCACCUCCGCCGCCGCUGUCGCCGCCACAGAGCCCCACGUGUCGACCCAACACGACAAACUGAAGGAGGCCCAGAAGGACAAAUCUGAUAAGCUCGACAGAGUUGUGCUCCCUUCCAAUGAGUCCUCCGAGAAGCUCCUCCGAAUUCGACACACGUGUGCGCAUGUUAUGGCCAUGGCGGUUCAGAAGCUCUACCCAGAUGCGAAGGUGACAAUUGGGCCGUGGAUAGAGAAUGGGUUUUAUUACGAUUUUGAUAUGGAGCCUUUGACAGACAAAGAGUUGAAGAGAAUCAAGAAGGAGAUGGAUCGCAUCAUUUGUAGAAAUUUACCGCUUGUGAGAGAAGAAGUAUCAAGAGAGGAAGCUCAGCGAAGAAUAAGUACUCUCAACGAACCAUACAAGCUUGAAAUUUUGGAUAGUAUUAAGGACGAUCCCAUUACCAUCUACCACAUUGGCAAUGAAUGGUGGGAUCUAUGUGCGGGGCCUCAUGUGGAAUAUACUGGAAAAAUCAACAGAAAAGCUGUUGAACUUGAGUCUAUUGCUGGUGCUUACUGGAGAGGUGAUGAAAAGAAACCGAUGUUGCAGAGGAUCUAUGGCACUGCAUGGGAGAAUGAAGAACAAUUGCAGGCAUACCUUCAUUUCAAGGAGGAGGCUAAACGCCGAGAUCACCGGCGCCUCGGUCAAGUUCUUGAUCUGUUCUCUAUACAGAAUGAUGCUGGUGGAGGUUUGGUGUUCUGGCAUCCAAAGGGUGCUAUUGUGAGGCAUGUAAUAGAAGAUUUGUGGAAAAAGACACACAUAGAGCGUGGUUAUGAUCUGCUAUAUACUCCACAUGUUGCAAAGGCGGAUCUUUGGCAGAUAAGUGGUCAUCUGGAUUUCUACAGAGAAAAUAUGUACAAUCAGAUGGAUGUUGAAGAUGAACUUUAUCAACUUCGACCGAUGAACUGCCCUUAUCAUAUCUUGAUUUACAAAAGGAGGCGUCACUCUUACAAUGACUUUCCUAUUAGAGUUGCUGAGUUGGGAACAGUAUAUAGAUAUGAAUUAUCUGGAAGCUUACAUGGCCUUUUCCGUGUAAGAGGUUUUACUCAGGAUGAUGCUCACAUAUUUUGCCUAGAAGACCAGAUCAAAGAUGAAAUCAGGGGUGUCUUAGAUCUUACGGAAGAGUUAUUAUUGAAAUUUGGCUUCAGCAAAUAUGAAGUUAAUCUAUCCACGAGGCCGGAGAAAUCUGUUGGAGACGAUGAUAUAUGGGAGAAAGCAACAUCUGCCCUUAGAGAUGCCUUGGAGGAUAAGGGUUGGAGCUAUCAAAUUGAUGAUGGUGGUGGUGCUUUUUAUGGCCCGAAAAUUGAUCUUAAGAUUGAAGACGCUCUUGGAAGGAAGUGGCAGUGCUCAACUAUACAGGUUGAUUUUAACCUACCACAGCGAUUUGACAUAACAUAUAUUGACUCAAAUUCAGAAAAGAAGCGGCCUAUCAUGAUUCAUAGAGCUGUUCUUGGGUCCUUGGAGCGGUUCUUUGGAGUCCUUAUAGAGCAUUAUGCUGGGGAUUUUCCAUUAUGGCUGUCUCCAGUGCAAGCUCAUGUUUUACCAGUGACAGACACUCAGCUGGAUUACUGCAAAGAGCUAACCAACAAACUGAAAGUAAGUGGUAUUCGGGGUGAACUUUGCCAUGGCGAACGACUGCCAAAGUUGAUCAGGAAUUCAGAGAUGCUCAAAAUUCCACUAAUGGCUGUUGUUGGUGCCAAGGAAGUUGAAUCUGGAACUGUUACAGUAAGAUCCAGGUCUGGUGACGAUCCAGGGACCAUGUCGAUUGACGAUUUUGUCAGUAGAAUCAAGUCAGCCAUUGAAAGCAGAACAUCAUUUUGAAAGUAACGGCAGUUUAUUACAUUUGUAGGUUUCUAUAACAUAGCAACAUUGUAUACAGAUAGGGAUUAUCAUUGCAUUAGAGCUUGAUUUUGAGAGAGCUUGGAAGAUUUGGUCUCACUUCAGAAGGCCUAUAGGCUGCACUCUUGUAUUUGUAUAUACUUGGAUAGUUCCAUUAAACAGUUUUGAAUCUUCAUACUUCUUAGCUCUC